AUGGAGGCCGAAUCGUUGGAUGCAAGCUGUAGCUGUUCGGCAGAAGUCGAUAAUCCGGUUCUGGAUUCAGACCUGUAUGACGCGGACAUCUACGAAGUCCCAGACCCGGGGUUUCUCUCUGAAAAAAAUGAGUCGUGUCCCCCGGAGCAGGAGGUCCUGCGGCUCUUCUCCAGGACCCCGCGAUGGCAGGCCCUGCCCCUGCGCUCGCGCGCCCGCCGCCUGUGGCUCAUCCUGCGCGCCUACCUCCACGAAGUGGUGGAAAAGGAGAAGAGGGAGGAGCUGCGCGUCGCCCGCCUCGCGCACGGGCUGGAGCCCCUGCGCCACCUGGAGGUGACGGCCGGGCUGUGCUCCGUGGCUCAGGACGCGGUGGGCGGACGCUUCGUGGUGCUGGACGGCGAGGGCCGCCUGCACCUGCACACCAAGGACGGCUGGGUGCAGGGCAAGCGGCAGGCGCCCGCGCCGCUGACGGGGCUGGUGGCCGUGCCCGCCCCGCUGGGAGCCGUGGGCCGCUUCCUGGGCUGGGGCCCGGCCGGGCUGGCCCUCCUGAGGCCGGACCUCAGCCUGCUGUGGCUCGGCCACCCGCCCGCGGGCGGGGCCCCGGGUGGCGAGCCCACUUGCUGCCUGCCCGUGCCCAGUCUCGGGCUGCUGCUCGUGGUCGAGGCGGGCGGCAGCCUGACCCUGUGGAAGUUCCGCUCGGGCGGCCGCCGCCUGGUGCCGCACCGGCUCCCCCUGCAGCUGCCCCGGAGCCUGAGCGGCUCGUUCAAGCGCCUGGCGCUGGGGCCCGCACCGGCGCGCCACGGCCAGCACUGCUUCGCCGCCUACGGCCCGGCGGUGCUCACCUUCGACCUGGAGGCCUGGACCCUCGUGGACGUGCGCCAGAACCUGCACAAAACAACCAUCUUGGACCUGGUUUACUGCAAGGAGAUCGAGGCCAUGGUGACGGCCUCCCGGGACAGCACGGUCAAGGUGUGGGCGGCCGACUGGCAGAUCCGCAUGGUGUUCGUGGGUCACACAGGCCCCGUCACAGCCAUGGCCCUGCUGCCCAACACCAGCCUGCUGCUGUCCGCCUCGCAGGACGGGACUCUCCGCACGUGGGACUUGCGGGCCGCCGAGCAGGUAGGCGAGGUGGCGCUGGACUACUGGGGCCGGGACGCGCGCUCCGGGCCGGUGGGCCGCCUGCUGGCGCCCGCGGGCCCGGGCUGGCCCGUGCUCUGCCUGUGCCCGAGGAGCGUGGACCUGUGGAACAUUCGAGACCUGUACUCGCCCUUGGCGCAGCUGCCCGCACAGGUGCUCCACCUGCAGGUGGCGCCCGCGCUGCCCGCCCCGUCGGAGCCGCCCCUGCCGGUGCGCCUGGUGUGCGCCUGCGCCGACGGGUCGGUGUCCCUGGUGUCGGCCGCGACCGGGAGGACGGUGAGCGCCCUGCUGCUCGGGCCCGAGGACCGCGCGGCCGCCGUGGCCUACUGCCUGCCGCGGGAGGCGCUCUGGCUGCUGACGCGCGCGGGGCACCUGGUGCGCGCCAACGCGGCCCGCUGCCCGAUGGCGGUGCUGCACCGGCACCGCCCGCCGCCGCCCCCGGCGCCGCAGCCCGGCUGUCUGCACCUCUACAGCCACCUCAUCGACGGGGAGAGCGCCGCCGCCUGCUGGGAGGCCGUGCGCCUGCACCAGGGGGACCCGAGCAGCGAGGCCGUCGCCUGGGCCUGGAGGAACAAGAACCGGUACCUCCCGAUGCUGGGGCACACGGACGGCACGCUGUCGGUGCUCGACCUGCGCACCUCCAAGACCGUCUUCCGCACGGAAGCGCACCGCCCCGGCCCGGUCACCGCCAUCGCGUCCACCUGGAACAGCGUUGUGACCUCGGGCGGAGAUCUGACGGUGAAGAUGUGGCGCGUGUUCCCCUACGCCGAGGAGAGCCUGAGCCUGCUGCGCACUUUCUCCUGCUGCCACCCGGCCCGGGCGCUCUGCGCGCUGGGCAGGCGCAUCACCGUGGGCUUCGAGGACCCCGAGAGCGCCACCUAUGGCCUGGUGCAGUUCGGCCUGGGCAGCAGCCCACGCUGUGACCACCGGCCCCAGGACGACCCGAAGGACCACAUCACCGGCCUGUGCUGCUGUCCCACACUCAAGCUCUAUGCCUGCUCCAGCCUGGACUGCACCGUGCGCAUCUGGACCUUGGAGAACCGCCUACUGCGGCUCCUGCAGCUGGAUAGUGCCCCUCAGGCCCUGGCCUUCUGCGGCAAUAGUGGAGACCUGGUGCUGGCACUGGGCUCCCGCCUCUGCCUGGUGUCCCAUAGCCUCUACCUGCCUACGUCUUAUCUGGUGAAGAAGCUGUGCCAGGCAUCCUCCGUGGAGGUGGAGGACCCUCCGCUGCCAGUGACCAGCUGGGAGUCGCUGACGGCCGCCCAGCUGCAGAAGCUCGCCGACCUGCAAGGGAAAGCCAGCCUCAGUGCAGCCCUGUCCUUCACCCAUCGCCAGACACCAACACUUCAGCAGCCAGUGUUGAAGGAGGAUUUAGAGGCCCUGCUGGCCCGGGACCAGGACCUUCAGCAAUUAAAGAAGGGACUAUUAGCCCCUGCAGCCCAGCCCCCUCUCUCCUGGAGGCAACAGCAAGAAGCUUUUCACAAUUACCUACGUGUGAUCUAUGGCCCCGGCCUGGCGGGCAUACAUUCCAGAGUGGAUGGCCAGCAAAAGGACACCUCCGGCAUGCCGCCCACAGCCCCACUCCCCCUGGACCAGCACUCUGCCCACCCUCCUCCAGUUUCCUUGCCCAUUCCACCCAUCCAGCGGAAGGUGCACAGCCAGGCAUCCCAGCUCCUAGCCAGUUCCUCCUUGAGCUGUUGCCUGGGCCUCAGUCUGGAUCUGCAGCUGAAGUCGGACAAGCUCCAAGGGAAGACGGCUGCGGGGAUGGGCGCACUACCCUUCCCGAAGGAGAAGGCCCCGGUGUUGCUGCGUAAAAAGCCCAAGGAGUUGCUCUCGAAGCUCAAAGGCUUCUUUCCUGCCACCACAGUACCCCACGAGUCCCACCCACGGCCCAUCAACUUCCCGGGCUAUGUGCCCAACUCAGUGGUGCUGCAGAAAAUGUGGCUGUUUGAAGAGGUGACCAGCCUGGGAACCAUGGCCAACCUGGUCUCAAGUAGAUUUAAGUCCAGCCUGUACAGCCAGUGGCUGCGGCGCCACAGGCACUCGGCUGACCGGUGGCGGCGGCGGCUGGCCCAGUGGCUGCAUAGCAUCCACGGAGGGUACGAAGAGGAGGAGGAGGAGGAGGAGCACAAGGAGUGGGAGGAGGAGGAGGAAAAGCUCGAGUUCGACUGGUCCACAUCUGUGCGCUUGGAGCAGAAGCACCAUUCCUGGCAACCCAAGGCUCCAGUUCGGCCCAAGGCUCCAACGUCCGUGGACUUAAGCCCAAGGCCCCCGAGCUUCCAACAGGAAACCCAGACCUCGACCUCGCAGGGUUCCCAGUACGAACAUAAGCGUUCACGCUGGGCGGAGCGCUAUGGGCAUCUGCCAAAGUUCCUGCAGUUUUUCGUUGUGCAGAACUGGUUCAAAAAGCUGUUUCCCAUCUUCACCUUGGAGGCCUACCCGGAGAUGGGCACCGUGGAUGGCCUGGCCUCCAUGUUGGUGAGCCUCCUGGGAGAGGCCUCCUGGGCAGACUGUGUGAGUAUCUUACAUGCACUGAUGCGACUGCUGCCUGACAUGAGCGGUGACCUCCAUGACAAGCUGCAGAAGACCCUCCUGCACCUGCUCAACCUGGACCCGCCCCCCAGCUUCGAGGACGAGACACAGAAGCAGUUUGUAAUCCUGGCCCUGCAGCUGCUCAUGGCCUGCACUCUGGAGUGCAGAGAGGUGGUUCUAGAGCUCAUGUCCUACUUCCUCUACUCUCCCACCCACUGCCGGCCAGAGGUCAAGGAACUGAUGGACAGGCUAGGCCUCCAGGACCCCCACGACUUCCUGUGCAAAGAGAUGCUGACCUGGGUCCAGGGCCAGAACCUCCACUCCAAGGCUGUGCUGCGAUCACUCUGCUGUCAGAAGCUAGAUGACAUCAUCCAGCAGCUGGAGAGGGAGACCUUGUCCGAACCCAGUUUGUCCCUGGUGAUGUCCUCGGUGUCAAGGACCUCAACCUCUUUGCUUCCCGAGGAGGCCCCGCCGCCGCUGCGGCCGGGCACGCGGGAGGCCUCGGGCGUCUUGUGGAUGGCCCCCCAGGCCUCUCAGCAGAUCUCACAGUUUCUGGAGCUGCCUUUCCCGGUGGCGCCACCUGCUGAGCAGGAGGUGCCAGACCCAGAAGAGGAGUUCCAGCACAGGCUGUGGCAGUUUCGCUUCAGUCCCACCAAGAGAGUGCUUUCUGAGGCUCUGAAGACCUUCGGUGUGCUGCCCAUGCCCGAGGUCUCCAUACCGCGCGAGCUUCCCAGCGUCCCUCUGCCACUAGAGCAGGCCGAAUGGGCCCUCACACGGGUGCUGGAUCUGAGCCACGUCGAUGUGCUCAGCUUGUUCUGUGAGCUGCAGCAGCUGCGGCGGCAGCGGAGCAGCUCCCAGCAGGAGGAGACUCUCUUUCCAGCCUCAUCAUCCUCAGACCAGCUGGUGGUGCCCAACAGUGUGGAGCGACCGCCUCGGGAGCCCUGGCUCCACCCGAUUCUCCGGCUGCAGGAGUCCAGAGCUCAGAGCUUGGGGAUGAGAUUGCCAGGUCACCGGCUCCGCCGCCCCCGCCAGCUCGAUGGCUCUAUCGAGGUGCUGAAGCUGCCCCUGCCUCGGGUAGACCUGCAGCCUUUCCCCCCGGGCUGGCCAAAGCCUGCCCGGGCCCUGCCCCCGCUGCUCCUGCAGCCCACCCUGCAGCGGUACUUUCUGCCCGGGGAUGCUGACCCUGACAGCUACCAGUGACCCGGCAGCUACCCCGGGUCCCCUCCCUCAGGCCCGUUGCGUCCCCAAGGCAGGACUCGCCUUGCUCUCAGCCAAGGCACCCAUCUGGAAUAAAGCCCAGAAGCUCUCGCCAGCA
This is a messenger RNA of Perognathus longimembris pacificus (Pacific pocket mouse), 4981 nucleotides long. It is a transcript of the gene Wdr97, whose product is annotated as WD repeat domain 97. The transcript is spliced from 24 exons. Lineage: Eukaryota; Metazoa; Chordata; Mammalia; Rodentia; Heteromyidae. The coding region runs from base 1 to 4866 and encodes 1621 amino acids. Gene Ontology annotation, molecular function: protein binding. The record is from RefSeq and is a predicted model, not a curated record.